Molecule: messenger RNA, 682 nt
Organism: Paralichthys olivaceus (Japanese flounder)
Lineage: Eukaryota; Metazoa; Chordata; Actinopteri; Pleuronectiformes; Paralichthyidae
Source: RefSeq, a predicted model, not a curated record
AGUUUCCUUUCAUGUUGACAAUCUGAUUUCAUGAUAAAUUAACUGUGACCGCUCUUUAACUCCGCCCAGUCAUUACGCCGUCAACGCCUGUCUCGCCCCCCUGUGCUCCCUUCACCUGGUCGCUGUGACAACAGUGGAGGGCAUUGGCAGCGUGGCCCAAAAACUACAUCCUGUCCAGGAGCGAAUAGCGAGAGCUCAUGGUUCUCAGUGCGGGUUCUGUACCCCGGGAAUCGUCAUGUCCAUGUACGCUCUGCUGAGAAACAACCCCACGCCCAGAAUGACCGAGCUGGAGGAGGCCUUCCAAGGGAAUCUGUGUCGAUGCACCGGGUACAGACCCAUCCUAGAGGGAUACAAGACCUUGACUGUGGAGGGCGGGUGCUGUGGCGGCCGAGGGCGGGAAAACGGCUGCUGCAUGAGCAAUGGGAACGGAGCAGAGAGAAGCUCAGAGGAGGACGUGGAUGAAGCCACGCCUCUUUUUAAUACGUCAGACUUCGCACCGUUGGAUCCAACACAGGAAGUGAUCUUCCCUCCUGAGCUGAUGUCUCUCACCAAAGGUCAGAAGUCACGCUCGCUGUGUUUCCGUGGUAACCGGGUGACAUGGCUGCAGCCCGACAGUCUCGAAGAGUUUCUGCUUCUGAAGUGGAAAAAUCCAGAAGCCAGAGUCGUGACAGGAAACACUGAA